Messenger RNA from Pimephales promelas (fathead minnow), 1696 nucleotides. The record is from RefSeq and is a predicted model, not a curated record. Lineage: Eukaryota; Metazoa; Chordata; Actinopteri; Cypriniformes; Leuciscidae.
CAGUACUUUGCAACAUCCGCUCUUUCGCCGUUUCCUUACAACGGCUACUACAAUUAAAUAGCUUUUAUCAUGAAGAAAUUAUAAAAUACCUACUUAAAUAUCCAACACAAUAUGAAUGUUUUGCCUUGAAAACGACGAUCAUGGCGAGGAUUGGAGAAAUAAUUCAUCUGAACGUCGGGGGCAAAAGGUUCAGCACCUCCAGACAGACUCUGACAUGGGUUCCGGACUCCUUUUUCUCAAGUUUAUUAAGUGGACGGAUCUCAACACUUAAAGAUGAGACUGGAGCGAUAUUCAUAGACCGAGAUCCAUCUCUGUUUGCGCCCAUUCUCAACUUCCUGCGCACUAAAGAGCUUCACCCCAGGUCAAUAGAAGUUCACUUAUUAAUGCACGAGGCAGAGUUCUAUGGGAUCACGCCGCUGGUGAGAAAGCUGCAGUUGUGUGAUGAGUUGGAUCGCUCCUCCUGUGGGAACGUGUUGUUUAAUGGAUACUUGCCGCCUCCAGUGUACCCAGUGAAGCGCAGGAACAGGCACAGCGUGGCAGGACCCCAGUUCAUGGGUGGCCGUUCGGAGCCUGUGGAAAGGGCCCCUGUGAGGAGGAGUAACACGAUGCCACCCAACCUGGGCAACGCUGGCAUACUGGGCAAAGCCGUCAUUGAGGAGCGGGUGCCAGGUCCGGUCUCUGAUCCAGGCAUGGUCAGGAUCAUAUGUGGUCAUCAUAACUGGAUUGCUGUGGCCUAUGCCCAGUUUGUGGUCUGUUACAGGGUGAAAGAGUCCACUGGAUGGCAGCAGGUCUUCACCAGCCCUCGGCUCGACUGGGUGAUUGACAGGGUGGCUCUGAAUGCCAAGGUCAUGGGCGGGUCACUGGGAGACAACGAUAAGAUGGUUGCGGUGGCAUCAGGCACUGAGAUCAUCCUGUGGGCGAUCUGCCCUGAUGGCAAUGGCAAUGAAAUUGGUGUGUUCAGUUUGAAUGUGCCGGUCGAGGCUUUGUUCUUCGUGGGAAACCAGCUCAUUGCCACCAGUCACACGGGUAAAGUGGGCGUUUGGAACGCCGUCACCAAACACUGGCAGAACCAGGAUGUUGUUCCCAUCAACAGUUGUGACACAGCCGGAUCUUUCCUCAUUUUGGGAUGUAAUAAUGGAUCUAUUUACUAUAUAGAUGUGCAGAAGUUCCCGUUGCGGAUGAAGGAUAAUGAUCUGUUGGUGACUGAGCUGUAUCGAGAUCCCACUGAAGAUGCUAUCACUGCUCUGAGUGUCUACCUGACGCCCAAAACAAGUGACAGUGGGAACUGGAUCGAGAUCGCGUACGGCACCAGUUCAGGCUCGGUGCGGGUCAUAGUUCAGCAUCCAGAGACGGUGGGAUCCGGUCCACAACUCUUCCAGACCUUCUCUGUUCACCGCAGUCCUGUGACCAAGAUCAUGCUGUCCGAGAAACACCUCAUCUCUGUGUGUGCUGACAACAAUCACGUGCGGACCUGGACGGUGACGCGUUUCCGAGGCAUGAUCUCCACCCAGCCUGGCUCCACUCCUCUCACCUCCUUUAAGAUCCUCUCAUUGGACGAUAUCGACGGUCACGGAGGCUGUGCUGCCGGCACUGAAAUCGGGCCGUACGGGGAGCGUGACGAGCAGCAGGUGUUCAUCCAGCGUGUGGUUCCUGACACGGAUAAACUCUACGUAAGGCUCUCCUCCAAUGGGAAGAG